This is a messenger RNA of Microdochium trichocladiopsis, 1236 nucleotides long. RefSeq lists its product as uncharacterized. NCBI's taxonomy places the organism in Eukaryota, Fungi, Ascomycota, Sordariomycetes, Xylariales, Microdochiaceae. The record is from RefSeq and is a predicted model, not a curated record. Bases 1 to 1236 code for a protein of 411 amino acids. The transcript is spliced from 10 exons.
AUGGCCUCUGUUGACAUGGCUCGCCAGUCAGAAGCUGAGUGUCUGACGAGCCUGUUGAAUGGAAGCGGCCCCGUUGGUGGCCCUCUUUUGAAGUCGACAGGGUUGAAAUAUUACCGUCAGAUUGCUACGCUGCCUGAACUUCUUCCCACAAUCAGGACAUUCCUAGGUAAAGUUGUCAACGAAGCUCCGCUGGGACAGCGUGAUAGUGGGAGUGGAAACCCACAUAAGGCUUCACCCCAGUGUGAAUUCUUUCAUGGCGCUGUCAAGAUUAACAUUCCUAGUGUGCGUUCUUUCAUGGGCCUGUCAAGAUUGUCAGCCGCCACGAAAAUAGUCUUGGUAGGGUUGAAAUAUUACCUCCAGUUUGCUACACUGCGUGAACGUCUUACCGCAAUAACGACAUUUCUAGGUUGCUACGAUCCGCGAACUUCUUCCUACAAUCAGGACAUUCCUAGAUUGUCAGCCGCCACGAAAACAGUCUCGGUAGAGUUGGGAUAUUACCUUCAGGUCGUCAGAUCUCGCGAACGUCUUACCACAAUAAGGACAUUCCUAGUCUCUGACGUUCGCCUCGGUAUGCGGGCAUGCCACAGUCUCCUGUUCCUUCGACAAGACCGAGACUCCAGAGGCCUGGGCCCUCUUUUGCACUUACCUUCAUGGCUGCUGUUUGGUGCAGAUACGAAUUUCGUAUUCGGUCUUUGCGCACCACCGACCACUUCUGCCAAUGUGGUGUUCUGGUCUGUUGGAAUGACACGCCAUUCUGAGUUGAUAUUUGGCUUUCUGCGACUAGCAUCGGGUAUAAUUGCCACAAGCUCGUUCCGGAACACUGCCACAAACCCCUCCCGGACCACCACCCUCGACAAUAUACUUUCGCGAAGGCGGUCCUGGCAUCGACCAGCGAUGCGCGACAGUUCGCCACUCGCAGGCUGGAUUCGGCUAGAAGAGCCUGAGGAAAAGUGGUGGCAGGCGCCAUCGAUCAUCGCGCCUCAUGACCCUCAACCUUUACCAUUCCGGCAAUCUCGCCAUGGCGUAGCUGCGGCUGGGCUAUCGCUCGUUGCCUUUCGCAUCAGCGACGAAAGAACGGGCAUCAACGACUGGUACCUGUCCGUUCCUGAUGGCUUCCAUCCCGCUCAUCAUGCCGUUCGCAAAGGAAGAUCGAGCGACUCAUCUGGUGUGUCUGGUGGUUCUGGAGGUGGUGUGCCGUUCAAAGUGCGCAGCGCAUCUCAAGAUGCACCAGCAUAG